Messenger RNA from Paramormyrops kingsleyae, 1979 nucleotides. RefSeq names its product WD repeat domain 18 (gene wdr18). Gene Ontology annotation, cellular component: nuclear pre-replicative complex; rixosome complex. The record is from RefSeq and is a predicted model, not a curated record. Gene Ontology annotation, molecular function: protein binding. Gene Ontology annotation, biological process: rRNA processing; DNA-templated DNA replication. NCBI's taxonomy places the organism in Eukaryota, Metazoa, Chordata, Actinopteri, Osteoglossiformes, Mormyridae.
UCGGGCUGGUGACGACACCGCGCGCGUCUUCCCUGCUCGAAGUCGAAGCCAACAUGGCGGCGCCCAUGGAGGUCGUGGUUUGUGCCGAUUCUGCCGGCCAGCUGUGGAACUGUGCGGUGUUUGAGUUGCACUCUGGCACCAACCUUUUGUCUUAUAGGGGUGGUAACUCCUCGCCCCGGUCCUUGACCCUCCUCAACGGUGAAUUUAUUCUGGGAUCCCAGCUUGGCAAGAAUAUUAUUAACGUGUGGGAGAUACAAAGAAAGGACCAACUACAGCAAAAAAUUGUGUGUCCUGGCAUUGUGACCUGCCUGACUGCUUCACCCAAUGGCCUGUACCUGUUGGCGGGGAUUGCUGAAGCCAUUUACGUGUGGGAGGUUUCCACGGGCAACUUGCUGGCCAUCCUGAACCGGCAUUACCAGGACUUGACCUGCCUCCGCUUCACCGAUGACAGCAGCCACUUUAUCUCUGGGGGCAAAGACAACCUGGCUCUGGUGUGGAGCAUCACAAAUGUGCUGCAGCCAGACCUCUCAGCCAGCCCCGAGCCCCGGCACGUCUGGGCCAGCCACUCCCUCCCCAUCACGGACAUCCACUGUGGCCUGAUGGGCCCCCAGGCCAGAGUGGCCACCGCCUCCCUGGACCAGACCGUUAAGCUCUGGGAACUCUCCUCGGGCGAGCUGCUUUUAACCAUCCUCUUCGAUGUGGGCAUCAUGUCCGUGACCCUUGACCCCUGUGAGUACUUCCUCUUCUGUGGCGGCAGUGAUGGCAGCAUCUUCCAGGUGUCACUCUGCAGCACGCACAUCAGCCGAGAUAAGACGUUCCAGUCGGAUAAUGAAGGCAGCCAGGUUUUCAAAGGACACAGAAACCUGGUCACCUCCCUCUCUGUCUCCAUGGACGGCACCCUCCUGCUCUCCGGCUCCCAUGAUGAGACCAUUCGGCUGUGGGACAUCCAGAGCAAGCAGACCAUCCGCAUCAGCAGCCUGAAAGGACCCGUCACCAACGCCUUCAUCGUGCCGGCCCCCGCCAACAUGUUCCUGCCGGACAGCCGGCCCGGUGUGGGCCUGCCGCGAUUCAGCCGACACCUCAACCCCUCCGAGCAGGCCGAGGGCUCCGAGAGCGGUGGCAUGUGCCUGCGUCUGCAGCCCGGUCCUCAGGUUUCAGAGGAGACCUACUUGGAGAAAGCAGAAAAGCUCUAUUCCCUGAUGUGUGCCGUCACGGACAAGAGUGUGUUCGGCGACGGCGAGAACACCAAGGUGCGCGUCUCAGAACUGGAGGAGGAGGUGAAGACCUUGAAGAAGAUAAACAAGGAUCUGUACGAGUUCUCCACGCAACUAUUGACCAAGCCGUCUUAGGCCGGGAUUCCUCUGAGGCCAGGGGGGGGGAAUGCUUAAUUAUUUGUGGUGUCGUGUUACUGUUACAGAAAGGAAACUGUGAUACAAUAUACAAUACAGUGUGGACAUUUUCAGGUGCACCGGUGGCGUUAGAGUAGAUCUGGGGUGGGGAACAUGUUCCAUGGUGGGCUGCUGUGGGUGCAAGUUUUUGGGAUGAUCUCUCAAUCAACCAAUAAUAAAACUGUGUUUCUCAACUCCAGUCCUGAGGACCCACUGUUAUUGGCUGAUAGACCAUCCCAAAAACCGGCACCCACGGCGGCCCUCUAUGGAUCAGGUUCCCGAUCCCUGGUGUAGAUUGACAGGGAACGUGAGUGAUUGGUUGUUUUGUAUCAUGUGACUGAGAGGUCACAGGAGAAGUUUCACAUUCUCCAAAUAUGCCCUUUUUAAAUGUGCCCCAUUCCACCCCCCCACCCCACACACACCUGUGCCAGAAUUUCAGCUCCAGAUUCAGUGGUGUUUAACAGUGACCAAGCUGGUAGCUGACACUUGUCAGACAAUUUCUGAUGGGCAUUUCACUACUUUUUUGCUGAGAUGUCCUUGCAAUGUUUUUAGUAGGCUGUUUAGUAAUAAAUUGAUGAUAUUUUCUGGUCA